This is a messenger RNA of Phodopus roborovskii (desert hamster), 3551 nucleotides long. It is a transcript of the gene Sgo2, whose product is annotated as shugoshin 2. Gene Ontology annotation, cellular component: chromosome, centromeric region. The record is from RefSeq and is a predicted model, not a curated record. Lineage: Eukaryota; Metazoa; Chordata; Mammalia; Rodentia; Cricetidae. The coding region runs from base 44 to 3550 and encodes 1168 amino acids. The transcript has 8 exons.
UUCCCGGCUGGGCAACCGGUCGAGCCUCCAGCUGUUUUCAGUGAUGGAGUACCCAGUGAUGGAAGUUGGCUCUGUUACCUCAGGAAUUAAGAGACGAGUGAAAGACAGAAUUGGAAAGACAAAGUUGAAUGUUUCUCUUGCUUCAAAAAUCAAAACAAAAAUAUUAAACAAUUCUUCUAUUUUCAAGAUCUCCCUAAAGCAUAACAACAGAGCAUUAGCUCAGGCUCUAAGUCGAGAGAAAGAGAAUUCUCGAAGAAUUACUACCGAAAAGAUGCUAUUGCAAAAAGAAGUAGAAAAACUGAAUUUUGAGAAUACCUUUCUUCGCCUAAAGCUAAAUAACUUGAAUAAGAAGCUUAUAGAAAUAGAAUCACUUGUGAACAAUAAUUUGAUAACUGCAAUUGAAAUGAGCACUCUUUCUGAGUUCCAUCACAGUUCUUUUCUCCUGUCAGCUAGCAAGAGGAUCAGUAAACAAGGCAAGUCUGUGCAUCUUCCAUUUGCAAGGGUUCCCUUAUCUUCAGAAAAUGAUGAUGAUGAUGAUGGUGAUGAUGAUGGCGAUAAAUGGAAAAUAAAAUGUAACAACAGAAUUACCUCAAAGACAUCAGCUGAUAUCACCUCUUCGGGAUCAAGGCAAUCCUCGACCUUACACCAGUGCAAUUGGGAAGUAUUACUUCAUAAGGAAGAGAACCAGAAUACAUGUGGCUCAGAUUAUUCAGAACCUACUUCUGGUGUUGAUGUACUCCCUAAAGAAAGCUGUGAUGACUCAGAUCAAAGUCCUAAGACUUCUCUGAGUGAGAUGAAAACUGCCCCAUCCCCCUUCAGAGGGGAAAAACCAUCACUUAAUAAUGUGACUGACAGAAGGAAGCGUGGAUCUUCUGCAAAUAAUCUGUGUGUGACAGACUUAGAUUACCAACAGAUUUCAAGUCCAGGAUUUAAUUGGAAUAAUAAGAUAAGUGAUUGUACUAGUGAAACCAGAAGUAAUCUGCAAAAAAAUAUACAGUGUUUUCUUGACUUGCCUUGUGAGUCUGCCAGCAACCCUAAUGGAAAGCACAUAGAGACAUUGCAAAAGACUGAUGACUUUCAGUUGCAAAAGACUGUGUACGAAAACAUUGACAUGGAUUUAACUGCUGGCGAAAUAAGCAAAAUCAUUACUAUUUCAAAAAGCAAUAAAAAUCAAAGUAAGAAAAAGACCGAUCGUGGAAAGGAAACUUUCAGAAAAGUAAAAGAUCCGAGCUCUAUAAAAAAGAGAGAAAGAUCAAAGAGGAACUGUAAAGGUAGUUCAGAAGUGGGUGCUGAGGAGAAAAUGGAAAGCAGACCAGAAAGAGACUCUGUGGUCCUAGAUGGCAAAGGGGACUCAGAAGAUCCUAAUUGUAUUUCCAGUACUGAACAGCCUCCUCAGCCAACCGUGCUGAAUAAAAUCUCCCUCCAGAGCAGCUGGGAUCAAGAGAACCUUCAAAGUACAAAGAGGAAGCGAACACAUAGGACAGGAGAGCAAGAAGAAACACACCCUUUCUCUCAGAGUGCAGUCAAACCCCUUCAAGAUAGCAAAUUUGAUCAGUGUCAGAACAUCCUACAUUGUAAUAUAAAUAAGCCUUCUCGACAGACAUUUGUAAUUCAUAAGUCAGAAAAGGAUAACUUAUUUCCAAACCAAAAGGAUGAAGAGACCAGUUAUGAAAACCUUGAAGUUGCAAAUGAAUUUCAUAUAGCUAAUGUUUCCACCAAAGAUAAUGAAAAUGUAUGUGACUAUGAGACCCAGAGUAUGUUGGACUUGACAAAGUAUGUCAGUGCUCAGCAAAAUCAAUCAAAAAGAAAUAAGCCUAAGCAGAAAAUAAAUCGGAGGACAAAAAUAAUUUCUAGUAUGAACCAAUUAUAUGAGGAUAAUGAUAAAGAUAUUUGUGUUCUAGAAAAGGAUAACUUUCCCCUCCAAACCCAAGCAAAUAAAGAGACCACUUAUGGAAACACAGAAACUACAAAAGAGUUUGAAACACCUACACUUUUCACAAGAAACAACGAAAACUUAGAUGACUGUAAGACCCAGAAUAUUCUGGAUUUGCACAAGCAGAUCACUAGUAUCCACCCUGCUCAAAAUGAGUCCCAAAUUAGCAAGAUCCCUAGGAAGAAGGUAAAUCGCAAGACAGAGAUAAUCUCUGUAGUGAAUCAUUGUAGUAAUGACAGGGGUGUUUAUUGUUCAGAAAAGGAUGAGUCUUUCUUACUUGAAAAGGAUAAGGACAUCCCCGGAACCUUGAAAGACUUAAGUAAGUUACAAAUGCCUGCCAUUUGUAACAAAGAUAGUGAAAAGCUAUGUGAUUAUAAGAUUCAGACGCUCCUGGGGUUGAGGAAGGAUGACAAUAUGCAACCUGCUUGUCACAAUGAUUUAAAAGUAGAUAAGAAGCCUAGACAAAAGGUACAUCGAAAGACAGAAAUAAUUUCUAAAGCCAACCAAAUACAUGAAAAUGAUGGAGAAAGUGUAAAUGACCCAUUAAAUAAGAAGCUCUGUCAGAAUGUUAAUAAAUCAGAAAUUGUUUCUCAAAUUAACCAAAUACAUGAGAAUAUUAAUGAAGAUAUGAAUGGCUUUAAAAGCUGUAUCAAAAAUCAAGAUGUUAUGAGUUACUAUGGAGAAAUCAAUAGUAAUAGAGAGGAAAAGUGUGAUCCAAUUCCAGAUGCUUGUGUACUAGUUAAGAAACACAGGACAAAACUACCCAGUGGAGCCAAAAACAUUUUGACUGGUGAUAAGAACAGACAUAUUUUGCAGUUAACAGAUUCUUCACAGAAGUCUGUCACCUUAGAAUCUGGAAUACACCAUGACACUAAGGAAACAGAUUCUGGUCCUGGAGAACCGACUUACCUUUCAAAGAGCCAGAAACCAAGCACUGUGAGCACACUGGAAGAUGCCUUCUCCAUGGGUGUGGUAACAGGAAAAAGCUGCCCAGCCAAAAAAGUUAAAAAAUUGACAUCCAAAUCAAAGAAAAGAAAGACCUCCCUAGAUCUUUUUUCAGAUACCCCUGGGGUGGUGGAGAUAACGUCCAACACUGACCACACACAACAGAUUGAUAAGGAAAACUAUUUGGAGAAUGAUAAAAUUGCCAAGAGUAAAUCAGACUUUUGCACAAAGGUAUUAAACCCUUUAUCUCAGAUAUAUUCCUCUAACAUAAAGAAUUCUUCCUUGGACGAUAUGUGUGAGAGUUCAGUACCUUUGAGUAUUUCUUCCAGUAAAAAUCUGAUGAUGGAAGAAAGUUCUUCCCUGAAGAGUACGUGCAUCUUUCAAGUAGGUGAUGAUGCUCGAGAAAAGAUAAAGGAGAGGACUCGUAAAAGCAGCCGCAGAGCACAAACAUCGCAGAUAGAUAGAGGAACAUUCCAGGAUUUGGUGGAUAGCAGUUCUGUUUCCAGUAACACUGCUAACCUUGAGAAUGUAUCUGAAGGGCAGUCUGCACAGUUGACAAGAAGGAAAAGACAGUGUGUCCCUCUCAACCUUCGGGAGCCGAACCUCGUAAGGCAAGUGUGUCAGGGCGUAUUACUAUGCUUUGAGAAACUCUUUGCCUGGAUUAGUAUUUGAA